Molecule: messenger RNA, 3146 nt
Organism: Ostrea edulis (European flat oyster)
Lineage: Eukaryota; Metazoa; Mollusca; Bivalvia; Ostreida; Ostreidae
Product: run domain Beclin-1-interacting and cysteine-rich domain-containing protein-like
Exons: 23
Coding region: 119-2953 (944 amino acids)
Cellular component (GO): intracellular membrane-bounded organelle
Molecular function (GO): phosphatidylinositol phosphate binding
Source: RefSeq, a predicted model, not a curated record
CUGAAAUUUGUAUAACCUCGAAUGACACAUGACAUAUUCGGGAGAGGAAGAUCUCAGAUGUAAACAAUCUGAUUUUUGAGAUUUUUGCCAUAAAGUUGGAGUUUUGAAAUCUAAGAAGAUGUCAGAUGAAGUACACACGGAUCAUAAUUACAGAUCAGAACACAGAAGUUUGCUGUUUGGAUUAAAGUCGGUAACGGAGGGCUUGCUGUCCGGGCAGACCAGCAAUGUGUGGAACAUUCACGGAGGUCUUAAAAGAAUGUGUGCUCAACUGGAGCACAUCAUGUUCCAUGGUCUAAAAAAUAUCAAGGGGGACCUGGGAAUUCAGUUGGAUUUCUGGCCGUUUGUCUACAGCCUGAAGACUUUAGAUCCUGUACUGGCCCCUACACUGGACAAGGUCAAUAAGUCGGGAGGAAAUAAGGGAUCCACAUGGCUGAGAGAGAGCUUAAGGGACCACACCUUGUCUGCGCAGUUAUCUACCCUUGUAUCAAAUAAGUCCCAGAUGAACAAGUUUUACUUCGAUUCCGCUUUCCUGAAUAACGAGUCAUACUUCAAGGCAUUAUGUGUUUGUUUGAAAGCGAUAGAGCUGAACCAGAUUUCUAUGUUAGCGGAGCUGGAUCUCACACUGCUCAGUAACAGUCAUGAAGCAGAUACCAGGGAACUCCGAAGCAGAUCAUGGGCUGUACCAGAGCGACAACAUCGCAAAUCUACCAGUGAGAGGAGUUCUAGGUCCCACAAUGCUUUGUCUCUGGCACCACCUUUUUCAUCUCCCAGACAGGAGAGCAUCUUCUGCCUGUCUGAUGAGCAUGCAGUGCCUUCAUUAGAGGGAAGCCCAAGUCCAGAAGAAAUCAGAAAUAUGGCACGAGAGUCUCUGAGAAGCGUGCUACGUAAAUCUGGUUACGAGUCACCAACAGGGGACGCCCCAGACUUCAGUUUCUAUGAUGACCCCAACAGUGAUCCUCUUUUGAAUAUAGAUUUCAAUGUUGACUUGAACCCUGGGAUGUCCAACUUGGCAGAAGUAGCAUCCAGUCCACAAAUUUUUAAUCAAAAUCCUAAAAAGGUCAUCGUCAGGAGUCAGUCGGAUAUGGGAACGUCGAAAACCUCAGCUGUGAUCAAUAAAAUUUACAAAGACAGGGAGGAUUUCGAACAUGGAGCUUCAGGGGGCGUGAAUCGAUUAGAAGACAUUUUCUCUGAUUCAGAAUGUCCACACGAAGGAGGGGAAAAUGUAAAGGCAAAAGUGAAGUCCAAGGGUCAUAAAAGGUCUAGGUCAGAUUUAGGAGGAGUCAAGGUGGAGAACAUGACACAAAAUGAAAAUAAAAGAGAACUAAAGGAGGCAAAAGAGGAAACUAUAUCUGAAAAUAGAGAUAUCCCAGGGGAAGGAAAGUUCAGACAGCCCUCGCAGGGGCAGUCUCUCAUUAACUAUCUAUCAUCUCAGGAUUUCCAUAGUUGUGCCAAUUUAGAUAAAGAGAAUGCUCAUUUUAGCAUUUCUGAAGCACUGAUUGCAGCUAUUGAACAAAUGAAGUGGAACCAUGUUAUUAGUCCCAAAGUCCAAGAGGAUGUAGACGACGAAGAUUCAGACGAGGAAAUCAAUAAGCUGAAGCAGCGCAUCCGGAUAAGAAAGCAACAGAAACUUAGAGAGAACGCCAAAAUAUUUCCUUCCUCCAGUGAUGGACUGACUGAAACAGCUACAACUAGCAAGAGUCCAUCUUCAGGUUUAAGUUCUUCUUUCCAACAUAAUACAGAUAGCAGUGGUUCUUCUGUGGAAGUGGAUGAAAUUGAACUCACAAUUUCAGACAGUGAGCAGGAAAACAAGAGUAAUUUAAGUUUCAUCAAAUCCGAGGGGCUUUCCCUGUCACUGGCUUCUCUCUAUUCAGAUGCUGAUUUACAAAAAGUGAAACCUGAACGUCAAAGUUCUGUGGAGAUUGCAGAUCAAUCUGGUCUGUCAGCAGAGUCUGUGGCUAUUCUUCUCUUAAAGAAAUUCUCAGAGAAACAGCUUCCUAAGGCCUCAGAUUUAGAAUGGCUUGUCCCAAUCUCAGAGGCACCACAGGAGUUACUUCCCUUGCCGAAGUCUUACCCAAUAUCUCCUGAUGAUGGUGAAAGGGAAAUUGAAGGCUUUACAAACUCGGUGCUAGGGGCUCUCAGAUUACGAGGGAAUAAUGAGUGGGCUCCUCCCAGGUCUCAGAUCAUUUUUGACAUUCAUCCAUAUCAAAAGAGAAGUGUUGUGAUGGCGAAACAGAAUUUCCGGUGCGCGGGGUGUGGAACUCGAGUAGAACCAGCUUACAUGAAGCGGUUCAGAUACUGUCAAUAUCUGGGCAAAUAUUUUUGUCAGUGUUGUCAUAGAAAUGAAAUCAACUACAUUCCCGGACAUAUCAUUAGGAAAUGGGAUUUUAAGCAGUAUCCAGUCUCUGAUUUUUCAUGGCGUUUACUCUCGAGGAUUUUUAACGAACCUUAUUUUAACGUAUCCACAAUUAAUCCAUUGUUGUUCAAAAAAGUGCGAGAGUUGGACACUAUUCAUGAUCUACGACUUCAGCUGGUUUAUCUGUGUAAAUUCCUCUCCAUUUGUAAAUAUUCAGAAAGUGUUAAGAACGAGGUGAAGGCAACACCCUCCCACUGGCAGGGCGAUGUUGAUAUGUAUUCCCUGGGGGAUCUGAUCAGUAUAAAAAAUAAAUCCAUGUUGAUCAAGCUCAGGGACUUGGUUAGAGGUGCUAAAGAUCAUGUAGACCAAUGUUCGUUCUGUCAGGGAUUUGGCUACAUCUGCGAGUUCUGUGGAGAUCAGAAGGAUAUUAUAUUCCCAUUCCAGCUACAAACUGUCACUAUUUGCAAAGAUUGUUCCUCGUGUUUUCACACAACAUGCUUUAUGGAGGGAAAGUGUCCAAAGUGUGCAAGGAUUGAAGCAAGAAGGAGACAAUUACAAGAGACUAAUAUUUUGGAUUCUUCGGAGGAAAGCGAUACAUGAAACCAGGGAAUCAUGUCUGGAGUUGUGCAAUUAUUGUGAUAUUCAUAUUAAAACGAAGUUAAAAGUCAUACUCUGUUAUGCUUGAAACAAAACUCCUUGCAGUAUGUAACUUCUACAGACAGCAGUAUGCGUUAUUUAUCUGUACAAUUAUUUUACAAAUUUUUUUUAUACUGAAAUAAAUUCAUUAAACCUG